UUCUUAUAUUGAUCCUUGACGCAUGCGUAGAUACAAGUGACGUUCUAGAUGGCGCUUUUGUUUCCUUGUCGUACACAUAGAUCUUCGAUACGUCAUAGCAUUCAGUUGUAUGUUGUUACGUAUAUAAUACAAUUAUACGGAUCAUUGGAAAAAAUGAAUUUACGAAGGCAUACACAAUUUCUUGCCAGAACGAUAUUUGUCAAGAACAAUGAUAUUGAAAAGGCAGCACGUACCAUGAAUCGUAUUCUUAAUGCUGAAGGUUUAUUCCAACAAUACAGGCUAACCAGAUAUUUCGAGAAACCAACAAGGACAAGGCGAAGAAUUAAUUUUGAAAAAUGUAAAGCUAUAUAUGACGAGGAUAUGUCAAGAAAAAUACAAUUAUUAACAAGAACAGUUAGAGAAGAACCUUAUCCUGGUUGUUCUUAAAGCUUAUUUUCUUUGAAUUCAAAUUGCAAUUGCAAGAUAAUGUGAUCAUUUGUAUACCACCAUUGAAUAUAAUUCUUCAGGAUCCUUUCAAAUAUUUUACAGAUACAGGUAAUGUUUAAUUAUUCAAGCUAAAUUAACUGAGAUUCACAAAAUGCAUAUUUUAUCUAUGAAUUAUUUAUAUAAUAUAUUGUUUACUUUCCUUAAUAUUAUCCAAGUUAACAUGAUUAUGUUCAACAUUGAUACAUUUCUGUUUGAGCAUUCUAAUGGUAUUUCAAAACCAAGAGAUAUUAAUAAAAAUUAAUAAAGAUUGUUAACUACA
Molecule: messenger RNA, 745 nt
Organism: Vespa crabro (European hornet)
Lineage: Eukaryota; Metazoa; Arthropoda; Insecta; Hymenoptera; Vespidae
Gene: mRpS21
Product: 28S ribosomal protein S21, mitochondrial
Exons: 3
Coding region: 49-426 (125 amino acids)
Biological process (GO): translation
Cellular component (GO): ribosome
Molecular function (GO): structural constituent of ribosome
Source: RefSeq, a predicted model, not a curated record